Molecule: messenger RNA, 3379 nt
Organism: Penaeus vannamei (Pacific white shrimp)
Lineage: Eukaryota; Metazoa; Arthropoda; Malacostraca; Decapoda; Penaeidae
Source: RefSeq, a predicted model, not a curated record
CGAUUCUCCAUGGGUCCCCCAAGAUUGAAGGGGUAGAAGAAAAAAAAACAUAACAAAUCAACGCGGCUGUCUUACUUAGAAUUACUAUUCAUUUUGGUUAUGCAUAGACAGCACAGAUGCUUAGUCUUAAAGGAACCAGUUACUAGGCCUAAAUGAGUUCACCCGUAACCUCAGUUUUCAAGUGGAAAAGUCUUUGUUUUUAUUUCUGAUAUUAAUGGUAACAAAAUUAAAUGACAAUAUUAAUGAUAAUGAUGAUAAAGAUAAUGAUAGUAAUGAUAAUGAUCAUAAUUGUAGGGAUAAUAGUAUUUCUGACGAAGAUAUAAUCGAAACCGGUUAAAUACAUCUCUUGUAUUGUGAAGAUAUUCGUUCUCAUUCAUACCUUUCCACAUAAGACUACUAUAAAUACACACCAAAUAUUACAAGCAGUCUAUUAACCUAAAGUGUAUGUACUGGGUGGGAAAAGAGGUAGGAGACAGGAGAAGACCCAAUGGGGUAAAAUUUAGAAGGAUGAGGAGAAACACAGUGUAGUAAAAUUUGAGGUAUGAGGAGAAGGCCCAAUGAGGUAAAGUGUAGAACGAUGGGAAAAGAAAUCAGUGGGGUAAAAAUUAGAGGGAUGGGGAGUAGACCCAAUGGGUAAAAAUUAGAGAGGUGGGGAAGGGAGAGGUAUGUGUGGCCUUGAGGCUGGAAAAAAGAUGCCAAGUAGUUCCAGCUAUACUGAUUUACAUGUAUUUCCCAUUCACACUGAAAUAAAGGUGGAAAAAAACUUGACACCUUUUAAAAGCUGAUGCUUUAUUAAGGUGACUCAGCUGACCUAUAUGGAGGAGGGUCAGGGGGAGGGAGCCCGAACCACACGGGCCACGGAGCGGCUGCUAGCAGUUCUUCCUAUCAGGGGGGAGCUGAAGUAUGCCAGGGUGCUGAAGUGACCUCAUCGCCUCCCUCACAGCAGACACCAUCUAGUAACAUCCGCUUCGUUACACGUGCUGAUGAAGACCUGUUCAUGUCUGAGUCAGGUGAGAAGGCUCAUAUCUUUAGGGAGAAAAAGGUGGAUCCAUUGCAAAUACAAUCACAGUUUGUAAAGACUGUAGAAGAUAUCCUCGAUAGCCACUCCACUCUGCCAUACUUCUUGCAGUUUUUGCAAGGCUGGGGUGCUGAGAAGUAUGCAAGGUUUUGGCUGGAUGCUACCAGCUUCAGAGCUGCGGCAGUGACUCGCAUACGGAGCCAGGAUGUUCAUAUAACAUCCGACAUAGCAACUUCCACAACUAGCGAUAGAUCUUAUGUAGAUUUUAGUGAUAGUAAUUGUACAGACCCGGAAAACAAGCAAAAACAGACAGUCAGUGAAAUAUUUGAGAAUUACACUACUCAGUCAUGCUCAAAUUCAAGGACAGAAAGCUUUGGCCCAAAGGAAGGGAUACAAUCUAGAGAUAAAGGAUUGGUCUUACCUGAUUUAGUAAGUAAUAUUAAACAUGCUAAUGAUGUUACUCCCCUGAAUAGCCCUGAUGGGAGCUUUAGCAAGGUGCUGAACUGUGAUGCUCGGACUUCUGAAGGGAACCCGAAAGCUAGUGAUGAGAAGUGUGUGAUAUUACCCAAUCAUAUGGAUAGUGUAAAAGAAAGCAAUACAAAGCCAGUUGGAAGUGAAAGUGUUAUUACAGCAAAACCUCUUCUAAAAGAUACAAGAGGUUUUUCAAGUCCAAGUGCCUCAGUAUGUUCAAGGGCUCAGAAACUUAGACAAAGCAUAGCAGAGGAUGCCAUGAAGAUUUUCAACAAGUACAUAGCAAGGGAUGCAGAACAGUCUAUUGGUCUAGAUGAUGAUAUUAGAGAGGUUAUCCUACAAAAGAUCUCUGUGGUUCAGGAAGACAUUGAUUCUGAGUGCUUUGUUCCUGCACAGAAAAUAGUAUUUGGUGUCCUAGAAAAAGAAUACCUCCCAAAGUUUCUUGCAAGUGACUACUACCUCAAACACCAGAUUGAUGUUCUCACCAGUGGCUCUGUGCGUUUGGCAGACAUUCUAUAUAGUGAUUCGGCAUUUCCUUACUUCAUGGAGUAUGUGGAGCAGGAAGGAGGAAGGCAAAUGCUGCAAUUGUGGGUUGCAGCUUCAAAUUUCCGUCAGCAGCUGAUUGAGCAUGCUGGCAUGUACGAUCCUCAGCAAGCACAGGCAGAUGCGAUGGUCCUGUAUGACAAGUACUUCUCUCUGCAAGCAACGUGUCCACAAGGAUUCAGUGACCGAGUAAGAUUUGAAGUUGAAAGCAAUAUCUGCCGUGAGGAGGGACCCCUGCCAUCCUGUUUUAAUUUGCCCCUCAGAGUGGUUCUGCAUGUUCUAGAAAGGGAUUUCCUUCCUGGCUAUUUGUCAUCCAGUCUUCACAUCAAGUACCUGAGUGAGUUGAUUAAUACAGUCAAGACAAGUAUUGAACUGCUUGGCCGCAAAAAGAGAUCAGGCUCCGAGAGCACAUGUAGCAGUGAGCAGAGCAGUAGCUACGGGGGAGCAGGAAUCAGUUCGCAAAAUACUCUUCUGGCGAUGGAUACUUCAUCCACGCACCGUUUUCACAAUUUGGAUGGUGCCAUGAGAAUUGACGAGGCUCAGAUUACGGAUCCAGAUUCACUUUGGAGGAGAAAGAAUUUCAGUAAAAUGAGCUGUGGAUUCAUUAAUGAGCUUGGAAGAUUUGAAUCGGAACUGCAGCCAGAGCCUGAUCGCAAGACAGAGUCAAAAAUUUCUCGGACUCUUAAAAGAUUUGUUAACAUGGAUGAGGACAAGGUAAAAGAAGAUAUGGCUUACAAAGUGGCUGAGAUGAUCAUUAAAGAUGUGACAAGUGUAACCCUGGGGUCGCAAGGCAGCAACAGAUCCAGCAUGGAGUCCUCCCAACCACCACUCACACCAUCCUCAGUGUCACAGGAUAAUCUAAGUGAUGUUUUCCCCUCAUGAUGUGAAAGAGGUGACUAUAAUGGAACAGAUUUAUCUGCUAAAUACAGAAAUGUGAUAAUAGGACCGUGAACUAUAGGAGCACUUAUUGAAGUAACGAAUGUACAUAUGUACAUAUACUUAAUUAUUUUGGCUUGAUCGUCCCCAGGGGGGCCCAUUGGUGUUAGCAUUACAGCGUCUAGGGAAAAUUGGUCAUAGCUCAUGGAUAGGCUCAGAGGAUCCCCAGUGAGGAUAUAAUUAAAGGGUUUGGAUCUGGAGUGCUUGCAUUGGGAAGUAAGAUGUCUUUGUUUUGGCAUAUGUUGUCGUCAGGCAGGAAGUGGAGAGCAGUGGCUAUUUUACUUAAAAGGAAAAAAGGCCAUCAUCAAGGCCAGAAUGAAGACCAGGCUAAUUCCUGUGAGUGUAUCCUAGGCAGGAUAUGUUUUGCUUUGGCAGGAACCACUGAGGCUGAACUUCACUCACACACUACAU